This is a messenger RNA of Gamsiella multidivaricata, 2512 nucleotides long. Its product is annotated as fungal-specific transcription factor domain-containing protein. Gene Ontology annotation, molecular function: DNA binding; zinc ion binding. The record is from RefSeq and is a predicted model, not a curated record. The annotation marks the transcript as partial. NCBI's taxonomy places the organism in Eukaryota, Fungi, Mortierellomycota, Mortierellomycetes, Mortierellales, Mortierellaceae. Gene Ontology annotation, biological process: DNA-templated transcription. The transcript is spliced from 4 exons.
AUCACAAAGGCAUGCGACAACUGCAGACGACGCAGAGUCAAGUGCGACGGCGUACCUGACGGUUGCGGAGGUUGCAAGGCGGCCAAGACCCAAUGUGUCUACACCACCAGCAACACCAAACGCGGUCCUCCCAAGGGCUAUGUCGAGGUGAUCGAGGAUAGACUGGGCAAGAUAGAGAGCAUGCUUGCAGGCAUCAUCAAGAAGAAAGUCCUCGUGCCCCGGGACACUCCCGACACUGCAACCGCAUCCCAAUCAGAGGCCGAGGACAAUGAUAUCGACAACGACAACGACAAUGACGACGACCGCACCAGCAUCUACUCAACCGACCUGGUCGAGGUCAAAAAGCAGCCACCAGCCUCACCAACAAUGCGAGCCAUUCUUGCACGCUCCAGUACCCCCGUCGCUCGUGGUGCACGUUCUGGUUCCGCUACAGUCGCAUCCGUUGCUCGCCACUCGCCCCUCGUGUCACGCAACAGGUCAUUGACGGCGCUGCUGCCCUUUUCGCAGGACAGCAUUCAACACCAACUUGCUACUCAGCAGGACUACCCUGGCCCCGUGUCUGAGGCUGACAUGGCAGCCCUGGUUAAUAUGUUUGAUAAGCUGGGAACAACGUCGGUCCGUACAACGGUGCCUUUCCCUUGGCUUACUCCGGAACAAUCACGUCAAUACGGUCGCAACCACCUCCAGUUUUCUGCCCAAAGUCUGGAGCCACCUUUGCCAUUGCUAUCGUGCCCUUCUUCACCAUCAAUUGCGCCCAAUGUCACACUCAAUCUUUUAAACGUGUUCUUCGACCACUUCAACACCUUCCUUCCCAUCAUCCACAAGUCUACCUUCAUGAAGCAAUGGCAGCGACAGUUCUGCCAGCUCUGUUCCCUAACUUCUACAUCUUCAACAUCGUCAAAGAACCGACCAAAGGAUGCAGAUGCACAUACGGAGCACAUAGAAGACGCUGUUGCACCACUCUCGCCGCUGCUUCUCAAUGCCCUCUUGGCAGUUGCAUCUAGGAUACCCACCAAGUCAAAGCAGGGCGCAGAGAUGGUAUCGAUGAGCCAGGAGUUCUUUGACGCCGCCAGGCUUUUGCUCGAUGAUUUUCUGGAUGUCCCUCGUGUGUCUACAGUGCAGGCGCUAUGUUUAAUGUCGCAAUUUCAUCACCAAGGCGAGUGGAAGACAACUCGGAGCAGCGGAUAUCUCUCAAUGGGUAUUCGCAUGGCUAACGAGCUCGGCCUCAACCGCGAUCCUGCGAUGUUUGGUGAAUGUGAAGCAGAUGCUUUGCGCUGCCUUUGGUGGUCCAUGUUCAUUCUCGACCAUCAAUUCUCUGCGUGGCUAGGCUUAGGCCUUUCGAUGCACGAUAAGGAGAGCAACGUCGAGCUGCCCAUGGGCGUGAGUUCCUCCCAGCAGGAUCUCCGCGGAUUUGUGUGCAUGAUUCGAUUGGUGAAGAUUUUGGGCACUGUGCUUCAGCAUUCGUAUUCAACGCAGUCCCUGCCACCACAGUUUGGCGGUCAUGACUCUAUGGUCUCGUUCAUCGAAGGGUCGCUCACAUCAUGGCUAAGCAACCUUUCCCCUGACAUGCGGUGGCAGAAUCCAAACUUACCUGGGAUCUUGAGGGGCUCGCCUGCUUUAUCCAUGCGCUCAAUGCGGCAACAGUCGCUCGCUCUGGCCAGAGAGUGCAGUGAAAUAUACCCCGCCUAUCUGUACAUUGUAUACAAUACCACGCUGAUCUUGCUGCAUCGGCCAUACAUCGUCGGAGCCGCCGGCUCUCCUACUGCAGCACAGUCCAAUACCAUCUGUACGGGCUCAGGCCGUGCCAUCACGGACAUUGCACAAAGUCUGGACAUCGAGCAGUGCUCAUAUGUCGUAAAUCGCUUUGCGCUCUAUGCACUGUUGCAGGCCGGAGUCAUUCACGCCAUGAAUGCAGUUUAUGAUAAGCGGGGAUCGGAAGUAGCGAUGGACUAUUACAAGCGCACGCUUAGUGUGCUCCAGGGUUUUUUGGUCUGCACGACGUACUCGGGCGGUGUUGCCGAGGGGAUCAAGAUUCUUGAGCAGUUCUUGGCUUCGACAUCCAUGGCUGCAGCCGAGGAUGAGGCACAAAAUGGAAGCCAAGGUUCAUCAGGAACGAAUGAGACAGAGCAAAAUGAAGGUCAGCUCAACCACAAGAAACGCCAGCUCGGUGCCCUUUCAACGCCACCGAACAUCUGCUCAUUUUCACAGGAUACUACUCCGUUCAUCACGACCUCUUCGACGACUUUGACCCAGUCCGUUGUGUUGACCCCGACUACGAUGUCCAUGAUGAUCUCUCCGGAAUUGACCAACGGUGGUGCACAAUCUUUGUACAGUGCCCCGCAGCAGCGUCCUUUAGACCUGAAGGAGCAACAGAAGCAGCAGCAACUCAAGAUCCAGCAGCAACAGCGCAUGUAUCAACAAAUGCAAACCUUUGGCCCGGACGCUGUCAAGGCUGAGUCCAUUGCCGAGAUCAACGUGCAAAACUUGGAGCAGCAGCAGCAACAACAGCAAC